This is a messenger RNA of Rhizophagus irregularis DAOM 181602=DAOM 197198, 1700 nucleotides long. RefSeq lists its product as uncharacterized. NCBI's taxonomy places the organism in Eukaryota, Fungi, Glomeromycota, Glomeromycetes, Glomerales, Glomeraceae. The record is from RefSeq and is a predicted model, not a curated record.
AUUAAUUAGUUAUAGUGUUCACAAAAUUAAUAAAAUCAUGAAUAGUUCAAUAAAACAUCAACAUAAGCAAGUUUCUCAACAAAAAGAAAUUUCUCAACAGGAAGAAAUUUCUUCUACCAUAGUUAACAAUAUCAAGCCACAAAAAACUAAUUAUAAAAAAUAUUUAACAGAUUUCGUUGAAUACGCAAAUGAAGGAAUCCAUUCCUCAAUAAAUUCCCUUCAAUCCAUUAAUAUUACACAAAAAAUUUCUCAUAUUUAUGAAAUGCCAUCAUCAUUUAUAUUACCAGAUGAUGAUCUAUUCGCCCCUACAGUAAAAAAAUUCUUAGAAGAUUAUACAUUAGAUGAUAUUUAUCAUAAUAUUAAUAAAUAUGGUAUAAAAAAAGAAUUAGAAAUAAAAGGUUAUAAAGAUAUUGUUAUUAGUUUUGAUACUUCCGAUUAUUUUGUACAUAAAUUAAGCUUAACUGAUAAAUCAUUAUUGAAUUUUACUUCCACAAUUAAAAGUAUUAAUGGCCAAUUUUUAAUUAAUUUAUUUAUAAGAAAAAAAAAGUUCAUCUUAAGUGAUUUUAAAACCUAUCAAAUUUUAAGAAGAAUUGAAACUUUUAAUGAAAAUGAUGAAGAAGAUAAUUUUAUUAAAAAUAUCAAAUAUAUUAACGGCUUUGGUGCUAUGGAAGUUUAUAAAUUUAUGGAAAGCCAAUUAAAUGAUAAAUAUUCAUUAUAUUUAAUUGAAUGGAUUUGUAUGCAAGAUCCAUGUAGUAAAUUUUCUCAAAACAGACCACAAUUUCCAGGUCAAAAUUAUCCUGGCUUAAGAAUUGGUAGAAAAGUUAAUAACAUGUUGAUUGAUCUAGCUCAUAAAGGUGAUGGCUUAAGUAAUAUUCCUGAAAAUUUUCACAAUGCUUACAUAUAUCAUACGCAAGAUUAUACCUUUCUUAAUCCUGCUUUUCAGGCUUAUUUUGAUUGUUUGUGUGAUUCUUUAAAAAAUGAUUUAAAAGUUCACGGAUUAUCAGCUGUAUCUUGGGCAUUUCAUAAUGGUCAUGUAAAAAAUCUUAAUGGUGAAAUAGAAAUAUGGAAACCAGAAGAACAAGUAUACUCAAUAUCGUCAAAAUUAAGUUCGUAUUUUGUUUCUCAUGGUUAUAAGAGUUUGUAUAAUAUAUUUCGUAAACGUGAUUAUCAAGUCUCAAUAGAUUGGAAUAAUGCCAAAGAAAUUUGGAAAUUUUCUUUAAAUCAUCAAUUUGUUAAUUAUAAUACUGCUGAAGAUAUUAUUUGUAAUAUUCAUAAUGAAGAUGAAAAAAAGAACGAAUUAAAUAUCAUUAAAGAUGUUGCAAACGAACAUCAACAAAAUGGGCAAGAGCAUAUUUGGAUACCUGAAAAAUCAAAAAUUUAAAGAAUAUGUUAUAUAUUUUUCUUAAUUUUUAAGUCACCUUUAUAUAAGUAUUUAUUUAUUUUAUAUAUUUCCUCUUUUUAAACAAAUUAUUUAAAUUAAUUUAUUCCAAUAUAUAUAUGUAAGUAAUAUUAUACAAUAAAAUAAAUCUUUCUAAAGAGAUUAAUAGAAUCUUUUGUUUUUUUUAAAUAUGCUAACAAAGUCUAUGUCAUUCAUUAACCGAUUUAUUUAGAGCAAAAUGGAAAAAAAGAAAUCUGUUACUAUUUUGAGUUUUAUAAAACAUGUGAUACCUUUUCAAUGUCCAAAAGAAUUCUACAAUAAA